AUGUCUGGGAAACUGAUUGUGGCUUUUGAAGGGUCUUCGGACCGCGUCAACCUCGUCGGGGCUCAUAUUCUCGCCGAUGCGUCCGACUUUGCUGGUGUUCACCAUGCGGGGCGAGCACUGGCAGAAGACUUUAGCCGCGUAACGAGGGGCAAGGCCAAUCCAUUUCAGCUUGUAUAUGACGCUUCGGUACAUGAAUUGAGUGCGGAUAUAGCUAUCAUUGUUGGCUGUAUCGAGUCAUGCAGGAUACUCAAGAAACUCUCGAGCGAGAACAAGCUCGACACCCGCGCGAUCAAAGGAAAAUGGGAGUCAUUCAUAACUACCGUAGUCGACAACCCAAUUCCAGGAUGCUCCAAAGCGCUGGUCAUUGCGGGAAGCGACAAGAGAGCCGCGAUAUUCGGUGCAUACACCUUAUCCCGCCAAAUCGGAGUGUCGCCAUGGUAUUGGUGGGCUGAUGUCCCGGCCAAAUUCCAUUCAGAGAUCUAUGCCCUUCCAGUCACGACGACCCACGGCGAGCCCAGCAUUCAAUAUCGAGGAAUCUUCAUCAAUGACGAGGCGCCAGCGCUCACAGGGUGGGUUCUGGAGAAGUUUGGCUCCUACAAUAGCGAGUUCUACAAGAAGGUUUAUGAGCUUCUUCUGCGUCUAAAAGCCAACUUUAUGUGGCCAGCAAUGUGGCCCGGCUAUCCCAAUCCUGGCGCAGUAUUCUUCAUGGACGACCCCGAAAACCAGCGGAUUGCUGAUGAGUACGGGAUCUGUAUAUCAACAUCACACCAUGAGCCCAUGCAGCGAGCUACAACAGAAUGGUUCGAAGAGAAACCCCGGGCAGAUGGAACUUGGGAUUGGACUAAGAGCCGCGAAGAGAUUAUUGAGUUCUUCCGAACAGGUGUCCAACGGGCCAAAGGACUUGAGUCGUACUUUACAAUGGGCAUCCGGGGUGAAUAUGACCGCGGCAUGGCAACGGAUGAUCCUGGUGCUGUCAUAAGAGAUGUACUCUUGCAACAACGCGCUCUCUUCAAGGAGGUUCAUGGACGUGAGGAUGCUGUUCCUCAAGUUCUUGCUCUUUAUAAAGAGAUUCAAGAUCUAUAUCAAGCCGGAGAGUUUACAGUACCAGAAGACGUAACCCUUUUGUUUGCUGAUGAUAACUUUGGGACUCUUCGACGAUUGCCCAGUGGAUCUGAAAUGACAAGAUCCGGAGGUGCGGGCAUCUACUACCAUUUUGAAUAUGUUGGAGCGCCUCGAAGCUAUAAGUGGAUCAAUUCAAACUCUCUGGGAAAAACUUAUCAUCAACUAUCUGAGGCUUAUAACCGCAAUGCUCGAAAGAUAUGGGUCUUCAACGUCGGCGACAUCAAGCCCAUUGAAGUACCCCUGACUUUCGCAAUGGAAAUGGCAUGGGACAUCAACUAUAUCCAUGAAAGCAGCAUUCCGCAAUUCUUCAGUAAUAUUGCCACGGAAUAUUUCAACGCAGAUCUAAGCCCAGGCAUUGUUUCUGUGUGGCACGAGUACGAUCGACUCGUCCGUCUUCGCAAACAUGAACAUAUUGACCCAGAGACUUUCUCACUGCUCCACUAUAACGAAGCAGAUGAUAUAGUCCAUCGCUGGCAGCAACUCGUUUCUGCUGCAGAAGCCAUUUACGAAAAAGCCAAUGAAGAGCAGAAAGUGGCUAUCUGGGAACUGAUCGUGCACCCAGUCAAGGCCAGUGCAAUCUUUACUCAGCUGCGAGUGACUCAGGCUCACAACCAGCUUCAUGCGCGUCAAAGACGAAACACGGCUAAUAAACUCCUAAGAAAGGCCCUCGAUUUGUUCGAUGCAGAUUUUAACCUUUCUCAAGAGUUUCACUCGCUUCUAGAUGGCAAAUGGAAUCAUAUGAUGUGCCAGGCCCAUUUGGGAUACGGCGAUACCUGGCAUGCUCCAUCCCGAGAUGCUAUUUUUGGCUUAGCAUAUGUCCAGCGAGGUCAGAAUAGCAAUCUGAUAGUGGGCCAGAUGGGCGUAGCGGUUGAAAGUCACGAAGGAGUACGAGCUGGACGCAUCAACGAAGAAAGCGAGCGCACGCAUCCAAGUCGCCGGGAUUUGGCUCCUGGUUUAACUUUGGGUUCUAUAAGUCGGUACGGUCCUGCAAAGAGAUGGUUUGAUAUCUUCACACGAGGGACACAGACAAUUCACUGGACUGCUUCUGUGCCGCAUUCUUGGGUCCAUCUAUCCCUCACUAAUGGAACCUUGAGUCCCGAUGGAGAGGAUGCUCGGGUCUGGAUCAGCAUCGAUUGGGAUCGAGUCAAUGGCGAUUUUGACGAAGAGGUUUUAAUCGCUGUGAAGUCAAAAGAAGGCGACUUCGAACUCGUCCAUUUGCCUGUUAAAAGUCACAAAGUUCCUCAAUCCUUCCAAGGCUUCGUCGAGUCGGAUGGCUGCGUGUCUAUCCCUUCCAUUGGUAUGGGCAUCCAAGCUCCAUACAGAUAUCAUCCCGAGCUAGGCAGAGGAAGCGAAGGCUCAGUUGCCAUUGACUACGCCGCUUCCUGCAACAAUACCCCUAUCACAUUCUUGGAAUACCCGAUUUACAUAUUCUCGGAUGUUCAAUCGCCAACAAUCGUGCUCUACUUUAACAUGACUCUUGAUAUCGACCCCAGCAACAAAAUGUCAUAUGAUAUCGGUAUUGAUGAUCAAAGUAUUGAGUCGCAUAUCCUUGUCAAGGAGUCCACUGAUAAAAAGGCAAAGCUCCCCGCAGAGGGCUGGCUGGACGCUGUCAUGGAUUGCGUGUGGAAGGAAACCCACCAUCUUAGUUGCCUGGAGGCAGGUGCUCAUACAAUCCGAAUCAUAGAAUAG
This is a messenger RNA of Penicillium angulare, 2811 nucleotides long. RefSeq names its product glycoside hydrolase family 115 protein. Bases 1 to 2811 code for a protein of 936 amino acids. NCBI's taxonomy places the organism in Eukaryota, Fungi, Ascomycota, Eurotiomycetes, Eurotiales, Aspergillaceae. The record is from RefSeq and is a predicted model, not a curated record. The transcript is spliced from 4 exons.